AUGGGAAAACCUAUACCAAAAAUUGGUUCACGUAGAAAUGUACGUAUUGGUUCACGUAAGAAUGCGCGUAAAAUACCAAAGGGAGUUAUUCAUGUUCAAGCUAGUUUUAACAAUACCAUUGUGACUAUUACAGAUGUACGGGGUCAGGUGAUUUCUUGGUCUUCCGCCGGUACUUGUGGAUUCAAGGGUACAAGAAGGGGGACACCUUUUGCCGCUCAAACCGCAGCAGGAAAUGCUAUUCGGACAGUAGCGGAUCAAGGUAUGCAACGAGCAGAAGUCAUGAUAAAAGGUGCCGGUCUCGGAAGAGAUGCGGCAUUAAGAGCUAUUCGUAGAAGUGGUAUACUAUUAAGUUUCAUACGGGAUGUAACCCCUAUGCCACAUAAUGGAUGUAGGCCCCCUAAAAAAAGACGUGUGUAA
Messenger RNA from Prosopis cineraria, 417 nucleotides. Lineage: Eukaryota; Viridiplantae; Streptophyta; Magnoliopsida; Fabales; Fabaceae. The record is from the annotation of a RefSeq genome assembly.